AUGUCUUCAGUCUCCAAUGCCGAUACAUCUGUGCCCUACCCAGGCUUCCCCCACCCAGAUCCAUGCCUCUCAUUCUGGCUUCAGGGAACUCGUUCUUCCCCCCUCCUGGGUCACAGGACGACAGAAUCACUCCCAGAAAACGUAGAUGUUACUAUUAUCGGCUCUGGCAUGAGCGGUGUUGCGACGGCGUAUUUCAUGCUUACGGCGCCCAAUCCACCAAAGAGUGUCAUCAUUCUUGAAUCCAGAGAGGCGUGUCAUGGUGCGACGGGUAGAAAUGGAGGUCACUGUAGGCCGGACUGCUAUCGAGGAUAUCAAGCGUACAAGGCCGAGUUCGGGCAGGAUCAGGCCAUCAAAAUAUUGCGGAACGAAUUGGACACCCUCAAUCUUGUCGGGGAGGUCGUCGAGAAGGAAAAUAUUGACUGUGAUUACUGGCGGGGAAUGUCGUGGGACGUUGCCAUGGACAAAUCCUGUGCCGAUUACUGGUACAAGUCCUUCAAAGACUUUAAGGCGGAUGGGGGUAAGGUAGAUGGCAUCGUGGAGUGGAUAUCUGACCCAGAUGCUGCCAAGCAGCGCACUCGUUGCCCUUCCGCGUAUGCCGCCGCCCGCUUCCCCGCGGCCUCACUCUGGCCUUACAAACUUGUGGAACACCUUCUACUCAUGCUCAUCGAGAAACAUGGCUUGAAUCUGCAGACUAACACAACUGUGGAGUCUGUACAGCCAACUUCGGCUAAGGAUGGUUUACACACUAUACACACCUCUCGUGGCACACUCACGACCUCGAAAGUCGUCUAUUGCUCCAAUGCGUACACUGCCACCCUUCUCCCGGAGUUCAAGGGCAAGAUUGCUCCAUUCAGAGGACAGUGUUCGGCGAUCGUCCCGACUAGAGCGCAGCACCACUUCGACUACAUGAUCCAACGCCCUAAAGACGGCAUCAUCAUCCUCGGCGGCGGUCGCUGGAAAGCCCCCAUCGAGGUAUCCAUCCCUCAAACAGACGACAGCGUCAUCAUCCCUGAGUUCACGCAACACCUGAAGGGGGCAAUGUCGGGAUACGUCGAGGGUUGGAACGAGCAUGACGGGAAGAGCAAGGGAGAAGGGCUGAACGAGGGAUUGUUGGUAGAUUGGACGGGAGUGAUGGGUUUCACGCCGGAGGAGGUGCCGUAUGUGGGAUCUUUGGCGGGUUUGGGGAGGACGGGGGAGUAUAUCAAUGCUGGGCAUUGUGGGCAUGGCAUGGCCCGUAUCAUGACCUGCGCCCGUGGUCUCGCGCACACGAUACUUAACCCAUCGUCUCCUUUCACAUUCGAAGAGACAGGACUUCCAGAAUGCUUCGAGCCUACGAAGGAGAGGUUAGCCAAGAGCAAGAUUAGCGUCGAGGAUAUGUGGAAGGAGAUGGAUAAGGGCAACUAG
Messenger RNA from Stereum hirsutum FP-91666 SS1, 1404 nucleotides. Its product is annotated as FAD dependent oxidoreductase. The record is from RefSeq and is a predicted model, not a curated record. Lineage: Eukaryota; Fungi; Basidiomycota; Agaricomycetes; Russulales; Stereaceae. Gene Ontology annotation, molecular function: oxidoreductase activity. The transcript is spliced from 9 exons. Gene Ontology annotation, cellular component: cytoplasm. Bases 1 to 1404 code for a protein of 467 amino acids.